Acaulospora colombiana is the source of this 1149-nucleotide messenger RNA. Lineage: Eukaryota; Fungi; Glomeromycota; Glomeromycetes; Diversisporales; Acaulosporaceae. The record is from the annotation of a GenBank genome assembly.
UUGCAAACUGUGUCAUUUAUCGACGCCGUUGGCAAUCCUGUACCGAUUCCAUUCAUCUUAUGUCGCACUUACCAGUUGUUCACCGAUGUGAUUCAAGGCUAUUACAGGAGCCAGCCAGGAGCCGACUUGGUGAAAUCUGGAAAAUAUCAUUUGGUCUACGGUCCCGAACAGAAUAUCCUGAAGCCAGUCCUAUGGUCAUCCAUUCUUUCAUUGGGAAUCACGAUUGAGAUGAGCAUGGUAAAGGAUCAAGAGGCCCCUAAAUUCAAAAUAAAGUAUCGGAUUAUAUUUAAUAAUUCUACAAGUAUACUAUGCGAAGAACGCUUUAGAUGGAAACGAACGUCAACACGCCUAGACGUAGUAGGUGAUGCCCCCGCGAGCGAAGAUGAAUCGGGCGAUUCCAUUCCACCAAUUAUUCUCCGUCGGAUUAAACGGGCAUUACUAUUGGAGUUCUCUUGGACCAAGCCGGAACAAGUUUCAGAAGUCUUGGAAGAAGAAUUGCCCUCGUGGCCAGAGGACCACAACCACAUAUCCACAAAUUGGAAUUGGCUCGCGAGAAAGAGAACGGCCGAGGCUGGGAAGACGGGCUCGGUGGUCAAUGAUCCGUCCGCAUUACAGAGAGAUUACCCUCGGGAAAGACGCGAGCGAGGCUGGGCCGGUGGUUGGAACUUGGAGGAGGAGGAUCAGGAUGGAUGUGGCGCACAUGCCCAGUGCAGUGUAGAUGGGAACUCGUCAGAACGAGAAGAGGGCUCGUGUCCACCUCCUGAGGAGGAUACGAAGUUUCUUCACGGUAAACGCGUUCUAGAGGCUGGUAUAUAUGCUAGUUUUUGGAGGAGUUGGCAGAUGGGAGGCGACGAGGACCACCUCGUGCUUGCGGCGAGCUGGGGUAGUGGCGUACCUGAGUGCUGGGAUAAUCGUCGAUAUCUUGAGGUGUACGACGUUUUUGAAGCGCUUCCGAUAGAUCCUGUCAGAAAUGAGAAUGGGGAACGAUCGAGAGGAGGGGGUAGGCUGAUCAGUGGUCCCCACAAGCUAUGCCACAUAUUAGGCAAUGCCAGUGAGGAUUUACGCACAAAAAGGAUCUUUGAGGCUGGGUUUUCCUUCGUUUCGCAGCUGGGUUUUCUCGAGGAGGUUCAGGAUACCACCUCACUUUGA